Equus quagga is the source of this 4379-nucleotide messenger RNA. It is a transcript of the gene DCTN1, whose product is annotated as dynactin subunit 1. The coding region runs from base 621 to 4064 and encodes 1147 amino acids. Gene Ontology annotation, biological process: nuclear migration; establishment of mitotic spindle orientation. NCBI's taxonomy places the organism in Eukaryota, Metazoa, Chordata, Mammalia, Perissodactyla, Equidae. The transcript has 27 exons. Gene Ontology annotation, cellular component: kinetochore; spindle pole; microtubule associated complex. The record is from RefSeq and is a predicted model, not a curated record.
CAGCAGUGAGGUCUUAUGUCCCUGCCCAGUGAUGCCCUGGCCCCCGAGGGUACCAUUUCUGGGAUGGCUCCUAGCCCAGUUUUUUGGAGCAAACUCUUGGGGGGAGGGAAGGGGCGGGAGGAACCAGAGCCUGUCUUUAGAGAAAGAAGCAGGGCGGCUCUGCACAGGACUUUGUGCAGUCAUGAGGAGGAGGAGGAGGAGCCAGCAGAGCCUGGUGGUUGCUAGGUGACCGAGCAGCAGUGGCUCCACCCCCAUGGAGCCGAGGAGGGUGGGUGCAUGACGUCAGGUGGAGCUGGUGCUGCGGCCACUGAGGCUGCCAUCAGCCUAAGCUGGCGAACUGGGCCAGGCACCUCUCCGGUGCCGGCCGGAGCCUGGCUGUCCCUCUGCGCACCUGCGGGGGCUUAUGCGUCUGAGCUGCAGCCGUUUGCGGGCUGGGAAGCUGCCAGGCCUGGAAGCUAAGGCUGCAUUGUUGGGAUUUGAUGCACUAAUCUCCUGUCUCCGCCGCCUUUCCCUCUGUUCGGUCUCUUUGCCUCCCUUCGUCUGUCCUUCCUCUGUGUGUUUGUCCAUCCUCCUCUGCCCCUCCUUCUCUUUCCUCUCCUGGCUUUCUUUGGUUUUCUGCAAUGAUGAGACAGGCACCGACAGCCCGAAAGACCACAACUCGGCGGCCCAAGCCUACCCGCCCAGCCAGUACUGGGGUGGCUGGGGCCAGUAGCUCCCUGGGCCCCUCUGGCUCAGCAUCAGCAGGUGAACUGAGCAGCAGUGAGCCCAGCACUCCAGCUCAGACUCCACUGGCAGCACCCAUCAUCCCCACGCCGGCCCUCACCUCUCCUGGAGCAGCCCCCCCACUUCCUUCCCCCUCCAAGGAGGAGGAGGGGCUGAGGGCCCAGGUGCGGGACCUGGAGGAGAAACUGGAGACCCUGCGGUUGAAACGGGCAGAAGACAAGGCAAAGCUAAAAGAGCUGGAGAAACACAAGAUCCAGCUGGAGCAGGUGCAGGAAUGGAAGAGCAAAAUGCAAGAGCAGCAGGCAGACCUGCAGCGGCGCCUCAAGGAGGCGCGGAAGGAAGCCAAAGAGGCACUGGAGGCAAAGGAACGCUACAUGGAGGAGAUGGCUGACACUGCUGAUGCCAUCGAGAUGGCCACUCUGGACAAGGAGAUGGCCGAAGAGCGGGCUGAGUCCCUGCAGCAGGAGGUGGAGGCACUGAAGGAGCGUGUGGAUGAGCUCACCACUGACUUGGAGAUCCUGAAGGCUGAGAUUGAAGAGAAGGGCUCAGAUGGGGCUGCGUCCAGUUAUCAGCUCAAGCAGCUCGAGGAGCAGAACGCCCGCCUGAAGGAUGCCCUGGUGAGGAUGAGGGAUCUUUCUUCCUCAGAGAAGCAGGAGCAUGUGAAACUGCAGAAGCUCAUGGAGAAAAAGAACCAAGAGCUGGAAGUUGUGAGGCAACAACGGGAGCGUCUGCAGGAGGAACUGAGCCAGGCAGAGAGCACCAUCGAUGAACUCAAGGAACAGGUGGAUGCUGCUCUCGGUGCUGAGGAGAUGGUGGAGAUGCUGACAGACCGGAACCUGAAUCUGGAAGAGAAAGUGCGGGAGUUGAGAGAGACUGUGGGGGAUUUGGAAGCAAUGAAUGAGAUGAAUGAUGAGCUGCAGGAGAAUGCACGUGAGACAGAACUGGAGCUGCGGGAGCAGUUGGACAUGGCAGGCGCCCGGGUCCGGGAGGCCCAGAAGCGUGUGGAGGCAGCCCAGGAGACGGUUGCAGACUACCAGCAAACCAUCAAGAAGUACCGCCAGCUGACCGCCCACCUACAGGAUGUGAAUCGGGAACUGACAAACCAGCAGGAAGCGUCUGUGGAGAGGCAGCAGCAGCCACCUCCAGAGACAUUUGACUUCAAGAUCAAAUUUGCUGAGACUAAGGCCCAUGCCAAGGCGAUUGAGAUGGAAUUGAGGCAGAUGGAGGUGGCCCAGGCCAACCGGCACAUGUCCCUGCUGACAGCCUUCAUGCCUGACAGCUUCCUUCGGCCAGGUGGGGACCAUGACUGUGUCCUGGUGCUGCUGCUCAUGCCUCGUCUCAUUUGCAAGGCAGAGCUGAUCCGGAAGCAGGCCCAGGAGAAGUUUGAACUAAGUGAGAACUGUUCAGAGCGGCCUGGGCUCCGAGGAGCUUCUGGGGAACAGCUCAGCUUUGCUGCUGGGCUAGUGUACUCACUGAGUCUGCUGCAGGCCACACUCCACCGCUAUGAACAUGCCCUCUCUCAGUGCAGUGUGGAUGUGUAUAAGAAGGUGGGCAGCCUCUACCCUGAGAUGAGUGCGCAUGAGCGCUCCUUGGAUUUCCUUAUUGAGCUGCUGCACAAGGAUCAGCUGGAUGAGACUGUUAAUGUAGAGCCUCUCACCAAGGCCAUCAAAUACUACCAGCAUCUGUACAGCAUCCACCUUGCUGAACAGCCUGAGGAUAGUACCAUGCAGCUGGCUGACCACAUUAAGUUCACCCAGAGUGCCCUGGACUGCAUGAGCGUGGAGGUGGGGCGGCUGCGUGCCUUCUUGCAGGGUGGGCAGGAGGCUUCAGAUAUUGCCCUCCUACUCCGGGACCUGGAAACAUCAUGCAGUGACAUCCGCCAGUUCUGCAAGAAGAUCCGAAGGCGAAUGCCGGGGACAGAUGCUCCUGGGAUCCCAGCUGCACUGGCCUUUGGACCACAGGUAUCCGACACACUCCUAGACUGCAGGAAACACUUGACGUGGGUGGUGGCUGUGCUGCAGGAGGUGGCAGCUGCUGCUGCUCAGCUCAUUGCCCCAUUGGCAGAGAAUGAGGGACUGCCUGUGGCUGCCCUGGAGGAGCUGGCUUUCAAAGCAAGCGAGCAGAUCUAUGGGACCCCCUCUAGCAGCCCCUAUGAGUGUCUGCGCCAGUCGUGCAAUAUCCUCAUCAGUACCAUGAACAAGUUGGCCACAGCCAUGCAGGAGGGAGAGUAUGAUGCAGAGCGGCCCCCCAGCAAGCCUCCUCCAGUUGAGCUGCGGGCUGCAGCCCUUCGUGCAGAGAUCACAGAUGCUGAAGGCCUGGGCUUGAAGCUUGAAGACCGAGAGACAGUUAUCAAGGAGUUGAAGAAGUCUCUCAAGAUCAAGGGGGAGGAGCUGAGUGAGGCCAACGUGCGGCUGAGCCUCUUGGAGAAGAAGUUGGACAGUGCUGCCAAGGAUGCAGAUGAGCGCAUCGAAAAAGUCCAGACUCGGCUGGAGGAGACCCAGGCACUGCUGCGGAAGAAGGAGAAAGAGUUUGAGGAGACGAUGGAUGCACUCCAGGCUGACAUCGACCAGCUAGAGGCAGAGAAGGCAGAGCUAAAGCAGCGGCUGAACAGCCAGUCCAAGCGCACAAUCGAGGGGCUCCGGGGGCCCCCUCCCUCGGGUAUAGCUACCCUGGUCUCUGGCAUUGCUGGUGAAGAACAGCAGCGAGGAGGCGCCCCUGGGCAGGCUCCUGGGUCUGUGCCAGGCCCAGGGCUGGUGAAGGACUCACCACUGCUGCUUCAGCAGAUCUCUGCCAUGAGGCUGCACAUCUCCCAGCUCCAGCAUGAGAACAGCAUCCUCAAGGGAGCCCAAAUGAAGGCAUCGUUAGCAGCCCUGCCCCCUCUGCAUGUGGCAAAGCUCUCCCUUCCACCCCAUGAGGGCCUUGGCAGUGACCUAGCAGCUGGAGCACUGUAUCGUAAGACCAGCCAGCUCCUGGAGACAUUGAAUCAGCUGAGUACACACACCCACGUGGUAGACAUCACUCGUACCAGCCCUGCUGCCAAGAGCCCAUCGGCUCAGCUCCUGGAGCAAGUGGCUCAGCUCAAGUCCCUAAGCGACACCAUCGAGAAGCUCAAGGAUGAAGUCCUCAAGGAGACCGUGUCUCAGCGCCCUGGUGCCACGGUCCCCACUGACUUUGCCACCUUCCCUUCAUCUGCCUUCCUCAGGGCCAAGGAGGAGCAGCAGGAUGACACUGUCUACAUGGGCAAAGUGACCUUCUCGUGUGCGGCUGGCCUUGGACAGCGACACCGGCUGGUGCUGACCCAGGAGCAGCUGCACCAGCUUCACAGUCGCCUCAUCUCCUAAGUGCUCCUUCCCUCACGUUCCCUUCUACCCUCUGCCCGAUGCACAGCCACCUCAGCCAGUCCCCAGGUAGAACCAUGUAUGUAAAACUAUUUCUACCCUAUUCAGCUUCACCCCUACCUGUCAGUGCCCUGCCCCUUGACCUGGGUUCCCCAUUUCCAUUCCCUGGCCUCUGCCAGUAAUUUGCUAUUCAGCUGCUCCCUCCUUCCUGAGGGGCCUCAGGGCAUGUGGGGGUAGGCUGAGACCCCACCACCAAAGGUCAAGUGAGGUCACCCUGAUUAAGGACUUCACCCCUUGAUUAAAGCAACUUCUGCUUCA